AUGGUUAUGAAGAACAGCAUUUUUUACUUAUUCUUUCCUCUUACGUUUUUUAGUAAUCGAAUACGUCGAGCUCGCGCGCAAAGGGAUAAAUCCAAUACAGAAAAAUCAAAACGAGAGGUGCCCCAAAGUGAGCUGCAGCGUACUCAACGUCAAGCCAACAAUGACAAUAAUAAUGAUAAUGGUCCACCGGCGGAUCCAAGCUAUGAUUUUGCAUUUAGAACGCCAGAAUAUCAACGUCGAGAAAAUUCGGAUAGCUUGGGCCGAGUGAGAGGCUUAUAUUCAUUCAUUGAUGAUGUUGGCGAAAAGCAUUUGGUUCGUUAUGCGGCCAGUGCUGAUCGGGGAUUUGAAGUGUUCAAUUCAGUUCCAGAUGCAUCGCGUUAUGUACAAUAUAGUGCACCGUUGUAUAAAACAUCACCAAAAGCACGUGGUCGAAUUGCUUACGAACGGGGACCAGGCCGCCAAUAUAAAUUUAUAUCAGCUGGUCCCGAUCAACGGCGCUCGGAAAGUACUGGACCGGAUGGCGUCACACGCGGUGCUUAUUCGUAUCUCGAUGAUAAAGGUGUUCAAAGAACAACACAAUAUAUUGCCGGUGCUGGCAUUGGUUAUCGCGUAGUCCAAGAUACAACUGGGCCUCAAACACAUUUAUUGCCCCGACCGGCGGUGGUUGAGUUCGGAAUAUUAUAUCCACGAAAUGGAGCUAGCGGUGGUGGGAUAAAUCGAGGUGGCAACGGUGCUACUCCUCCUGGCAAUGGCAAUGGCAAUGGCAAUGGCAAUGACUUUGAUUCAGAUGGAAACAAUGCUUUACCGGGUGGCACUCAACCAGGUGGUGGCGAUGAUGGAUUUGGUGGUCCACCGGGUGGCACAGGCGGCACCGGUGCCAAUGGCGGUGGUGUCGGUGGUUUCGACGAUAAUUCCAUUGAUAACGAUUUACCGCCAUUUGACGAUCGAGAUGAUUUCGAUAGUGGUGGAAAUCGUCCGGGCAUUCGACCCGGCAGUGAUGUUGACUUUUCCAAACCAAAUCGUGGUGGUUAUGGUACCCUCAUCACAAACAGAGGCGAUACAUAUUUUGCUGGAAUAGCGCCCGGAAAUUCCGUUCGAGCGCACGUUCAGAAUAUUGAUCUUAGACCGUACAGUAGCGAUGGUGAAUUGACCCCAGGUGAAGCACUCAGACGCGACGAACGACGAUCACAACGAUUACGAUUUAGAGGAUAGGACAAUAUUUAAAAAAAAAAUGAAUUAAGAAAAAACAACAACGAAAAGGUUC
This is a messenger RNA of Contarinia nasturtii (swede midge), 1264 nucleotides long. RefSeq lists its product as uncharacterized. NCBI's taxonomy places the organism in Eukaryota, Metazoa, Arthropoda, Insecta, Diptera, Cecidomyiidae. Gene Ontology annotation, cellular component: chitin-based extracellular matrix. The record is from RefSeq and is a predicted model, not a curated record. Bases 1 to 1212 code for a protein of 403 amino acids. The transcript is spliced from 7 exons. Gene Ontology annotation, molecular function: structural constituent of chitin-based larval cuticle.